Molecule: messenger RNA, 1783 nt
Organism: Actinia tenebrosa (Australian red waratah sea anemone)
Lineage: Eukaryota; Metazoa; Cnidaria; Anthozoa; Actiniaria; Actiniidae
Product: potassium voltage-gated channel subfamily B member 1-like
Biological process (GO): protein homooligomerization; action potential; potassium ion transmembrane transport
Cellular component (GO): voltage-gated potassium channel complex; membrane
Molecular function (GO): protein binding; delayed rectifier potassium channel activity
Source: RefSeq, a predicted model, not a curated record
AGAGUUAAUGGAGAAGCAUUACAGUGUGCUUCACUAAAGCACGUUUCGUUGUUGCUGCAUGGAGCGCAAUGAUGUGAAUGUAUCUUCUCGUAAAAGCGCUCAUCCCCAAGCAAUUACCAUCCCCGACAAAGCACUUCUAAAUGUCAGUGGGUCAAGAUUCGAAGUGAUGUGGUCCUUAAUAGAGAUGAGACACUUAACACGUCUGGAGAAACUCCACAAGUGCUUGAUUGAAAACGAGAGCUGGGAGGGCGUGUGCGAUGACUACGACGAGGAGAAGAAAGAAUAUUUCUUUCAACGCGAUGCUGUGGUGUUCAACAGCGUCUUGUGCUUUUACCAGAAAGGGAAAAUCCACAUUCCAAGGAAUGUGUGCGUGGAGCAUUUCCAAAGAGAAUGCGAAUACUGGGGGAUAUUACUGAAGGACGUUGCUGAAUGCUGUCAUCAUUACUAUCAACAAGAAAUGGAGGUCAUUGAUAAUAUGAAGAAGAUCAAAAGCGUCUUUCAAAGAAACGUUGCUUUGGUCGCACGUGACUUGGAGCAGCAGCAAAUUGACCAAAGAAAGUGGUUACGCCUACGGAAGCGAGUCUGGGACUUGUUUGAGAAUCCCUAUUCCUCCCGAGCUGCCAAGGUCGUGUCAUUCUUGUCAACUUUUUUUGUCAUUCUUUCUACGGUUGCUUUGUGUCUAAACACAAUCAACGGUUUACGCCUGAAGCAAAGCAAUGGCAUCACGAGUGACAACCCCCAUCUUGCCGUGGUUGAGGCUGUCUGUAUAACGUGGUUCACGUUUGAAUACAUCACUCGACUCAUAUCAGCACCCAACAAAAUAUCCUUCAUAAAAAAUGUCAUGAACACCAUUGACCUUCUCGCUAUCCUUCCCUACUUCAUUACUUUGCUAUUCGAGGCCUUUGAUAACCAAGUGGAUGAGAGACUUAUAGACAUAAGGAGGUUCGUACAGAUCUUGAGGAUCUUGAGAAUCAUAAGAAUUUUCAAAAUGGCGAGGCACUCGAUCGGGCUUCAAACCCUUGCAUACACAUUCAAACAUAGCUCAGCUGAGCUUGGUCUUCUUCUUUUGCUUCUCUUGAUGGGAAUGACAUUGUUCUCUUCACUGGUUUACUUCGCCGAGGAGACAGAUCCAGGCUCUCAUUUCAAGUCAAUCCCAGAGGCCUUUUGGUGGGCUAUCAUCACCAUGACAACAGUUGGUUAUGGAGACAUGCAUCCGACAACGCCUAUUGGUAAAUUCAUUGGCUGUCUCUGCUGCACUUCUGGUAUAAUAUUCAUUGCGCUUCCGAUUCCAACCAUUGUGGGGAAUUUCUCUCAGUUCUACAAGGACCAAAGGAAGAGCGCAGAAGUUUUAAGGAGGUUAUCGAAGGUAGAAGAUGGAUUAUUGGAGACACCGAUCGCAGCAGAUGCAGAGCACGACAAGCUGGUUGAGCUUGAAUCAGCAUAAGGAAUUAAAUAAUUAUUCCAACAACAACAACAAACCAAAAAAAAGAUUCAUAGAUAGCCAUUUUAGAGUUCGUUGGUCACUGAUUUAAAAAAAGAUUCUCUACUUAAAUAUCCCUGUAUUUUCGGAUAUGAUCGUGAAAGAUGGAAACUUCACCUCUCUUUUUCCUGCUUGCUCCAAUAGGYUCUAUCUGUUUUACAUUUUGCGGAUUCUUAUCUGUUCUAUUCUGCUCUGCAAUACUUUGCUAUACUUUCAUCCUUAUUUACACUCUAUUUUGCUUCAUUUUACUGACUUUAUUAAUUCUCAGCUCUAUGACCAACUCCACCCGAAUUUACUCUUUCA